UACAGACAGAUACUCACAUUUAUACUCACACAUUCCUAUACACAGACUGAGGGAGCCCCAUUUCUAACGGGCCUGCCGAUGGAGUCAGGGAGGGCAACACUGCUCAAAGAGCAGCAACUGAAGGAUCAGUUUGAUAACCUAGAGAAGCAUACACAGUCAGGCAUCGAGUUCGUGGAGAGGUACAGUAAAUUCGUCAAAGAGAGAUCGGAUAUUGAAAUCAGCUAUGCAAAGCAGAUUAGGAAUCUAUCAAAGAAGUAUCAACCGAAGAAGAACUCAAGAGAAGAGGAGGAGAACAAAUACACGUCAUGCCGGGCCUUCCUGUCAACGCUGAACGAGCUGAACGACUAUGCAGGACAGCACGAGGUCAUUGCUGAGAACCUGACCUCUCAGAUCAUCACUGAACUCUCACGGUACCUCACAGAGCUCAAGGCAGAGAGGAAAUCGCACUUCCAUGAUGGACGUAAAGCGCAGCAACAGAUUGAGAGCUUGUGGAAACAGCUGGAGUCGAGUAAACGGCGGUUCGAGAGAGACUGUAAAGAGGCGGACCGGGCGCAGCAGUACUUUGAGAGAAUGGACGCCGACAUCAAUGUAACGAAAGCAGACGUGGAGAAGGCGCGGCAGCAGGCUCAGAUGAGACACCAGAUUGCAGCAGACAGUAAGACUGAAUACUCCAACUACCUGACCAAGUUCAACCAGGAGCAGAAUGAACAUUACUACACACUCAUCCCCAAUAUAUUCCAGAAACUCCAGGAGAUGGAGGAGAGGCGGAUCGAGAGGGUGGGUGUGUCCAUGAAGACAUACGCAGAGGUGGACCGUGAGGUGCUGCCUAUUGUAGGGAAAUGUCUAGACGGAAUGACCAAGGCUGCUGAGUCCAUCGAGCCAAAGACUGACUCUAAGCAGGUAGUGGAGUCGUACAAGUCUGGGUUUGAGCCCCCAGGGGACGUAGAGUUUGAGGACUACGGGCCGGGACAGACCAUGAAGAGGACUGUCUCUGAGACCAGCCUGUCCAACUCACGAGGAGAGGCCAAGGAACGUCCCGGCGGGGGCAAGAGCAAAGGCAAACUGUGGCCUUUCAUUAAGAACAAGAACAAGCUUAUGUCCCUGUUAACGUCCCCGCACCAGCCCCCCCCCCCCCCAGCCUCCAGCCCCCCCUCACCCUGUGCUGUUCCCAACGACCCCCAGUCUCCCAAGCAGAACAAGGAGCCCCUCUCCAACCGCUUCAACGAGUUCAUGGCCUCCAAACCCAAAAUGACCUGCCUCCGGAGCCUGAGGCGAGGGCUUUCUCUCAAGUUGAUCACAUUCAAUUCCCACGUCCGGAAUCUGAUUGAGGGCUCUGGACCGGAGGACUUCAGCCACCUGCCCCCAGAGCAGAGGAGAAAGAAGCUUCAGGCCAAGAUAGACGACAUAAAUAAGGACAUCCAGAAAGAGAUGGACCAGAAAGAUGCCCUAACUAAGAUGAAGGGUGUGUAUGAGAAGAAUCCCCAGAUGGGAGACCCUGCCAGUGUGGACCCCCGGCUUGUAGAGAUGUCAAUGAACAUCGAGAAACUGCAGUCCGAGGUCCAGAAAUUCGAGGGAUGGCUGGCGGAGGUGGAGGGGAGGUUACCGUCGAGGAGUGACCCUCCCAGGAGACAGAGUGGUCUGUACGAGUCACAGAACAGCAACAGCACCAUGGUCGACAACAACUGUGCACAGGACAGAGAGAGCCCGGAUGGCAGUUACACAGAGGAGCAGAGUUCAGAGACUCAGGUCAAGGUGGCCAUAGCAAACACUCCAGAGUUUGAUGAUGAGUUUGAUGAUGGGGAUGAGGAGACACUGCCCACCAUCGGCACCUGUAAAGCCGUCUACUCAUUUGAAGGUCAUAAUGAGGGGACUAUCUCAGUGACAGAAGGAGAGCUGCUGUUUGUAAUAGAGCAGGAUAAAGGUGACGGCUGGACGAGGGUCCGCAGGAACGAAGAGGAAGAAGGCUACGUACCCACGUCCUACGUCGAGGUCUUUUUGGAAACGAACACCAAAGAUUCCUAAAAGUGUGAGAGCUGGCUCAGGAAUGGCAGGGCAAGCAGCCUCAGCGACAGAGCGACCACGUUCACGUUCCUUUACGGUCAGAAAGUCAGAGAGAGCGACAUGACCGAGGCAAAGACAGGAGGCCUAUGAUGCAUCUCAAUUUCCAACCUGAUACAUUUGUAGAGUUCUCUCCUUCUGCAACGGUCUCUGACCAGAAGCAACAAUAAGAGAAAAACAAACCAAAUUGAGCGCUCGUAAAUCUUUUAUUUUUUAAUAGGUUAUUACCCAUUUAUCAUUUUGCUUCUUUUGUCUCUGCAAAGCUUUGCUUCUCAAUGUACUAACUCAGCUUCCGCUAUGCGGCGUUACCAUGGACGCUGUUGGCUCUCUCACCUCGAAUGCCCCUCGAGUCCCAACCCACUUCCCUGCCGCUCCUCCCUAACCCCCCUCCUAAAGCACGGCAGGGUGUGGUCAGGCAGGGCCGGGACCAGCUCUGAAGCAACCCAAUCCCUCUCCAGUCCACACUCCCAUACAAAUCAAUCAGGUGGAUGCAGUUGCAGAAUCUCUCACUCAUUGACUCAAGAGCCAUCAUCGCAGAAGGAACAGUCCAGAUCCAGAAUCACAUGGAGUUUCCAUGGAAACAACACAUUUAUUCCACUCUCUGAUUCGUCAUCUGUAUGACUGAAGUUCAUUUAUAGUGUGUGUACGCGUGUGGGUGCCUGUCAGUAUCAUGCACAUCCCCCAUACACACUCCAUCCAUGACUGAGAAAGGGACAGGACUGGGAGUUCCAGGAACGUGGGGUUGGAGACAGGUUCACAUUACUUCACUCACCUACACUCUCUCACCUUACCAUACCAUCAUGUGUUGUUCUGGCAUCCCGUCUGCUCCUCUCUGGCCACACCCCUCCCCUCCCCUGCAAGUGUCAGUCGCUGGUCGUUGAGCGCCAUGUCACCGCUUAUGGUGGGGCGUGCGGUGUGCAUGCUUGCCCUGUCUCCUCCUUGGCUCGCCCCCUCCCGCUUGGCUCAGGGGGCUAGCUUAUGCUCGUCACCCGGCCUUUUUUGGUUAAGUUAACCCCCACGGCCUGUUACACUUCUUAACCAGUUUAUCCAUUCGUCACCUUUUGGGUUCUGUGCCUGUGGAUCAUCUACUAGCUGUUCCUUAUUUAGUUUUUUGUUGUGGCUGUUUGACUGUUUGUCGUCUCUGAAAGCAUGUUCACCUACCUGUGUUUUUAACAGUGAGUGUGUGCUCUCCCUCACAGUAACUCCUCUAGCUCAAAUCUCAUUACCGGAAGAGAAGAAAAUGUGGGAUUCCAAAAUGUCUGUUUCUGAAUGAUAUCAUGCACAGUAAAACAUUGAAUUUGUCUAUUUGUUAUACUGUAUGUAUGUAAUAUUGUUGGCUGACAUUGUACGUGUUUGAGAAGUGUGUUGAAGGCAAGCGGUUGUUAGCGUCAUCCUGUGGAUACAUGCUGCGGUGUUUCACGUCUCCACUGUAUAUCCAACAGACAGUGUCCCCUGGAAGAGAACUUGAAGAUGAUUUCAAAUUCUCAUGUAGUUUGCUUGGGCCACUUACUGCGUGUGGAAGUAUUGUAUACUAUGAUCCACACACUUUCCCACAAUGUUGUGACUGAAUAUGAGACAAGACAAACUUCCUAUUGGGCCUUAACUGGGUUGAUCCUAGCUACCACUUAAUCUAAAAACAAGUUCAAGUUGUGUCACAUGCACAAGUACAGUGAAAUGCUUAACUUGCAUGCUCUACCCAACUGUGCAGUAAUUAGGGGGAGUAAGAUGCCAUUCUAUUAUCUAUGGUAUGUUGACUAGGUCGAGACAUCUCGUUUUUUUAUAAAGGUGGUGAAGGAAGAUUACUCUCAAUGUCUACAGAGAUGAUGAUGUCCACUGUUUCCCUUUCUUGAACGCAUAUAAACAUUUUAAUUUUGUAAUUAUUUUUUAAGUGUUUGGUCGAAGAGAUUGCUUUUUAAUUUGUAGCUAGUUUCUAGCUGGAAAACUGUUGCACCUGAAUUACAAACCACUUGAUGAUGAAACCAGUUGUUUGAUCUGCCUGAAGUCACUGUAGAUAAAGUAAUGAAAAACAUUUGUUUUGUGUAAUGAAGCUAUUAGUGAUAUUAUUAGCUUCAGGUAUGUCCCAAAUGGCUCCCUAUAUAGUGCACUACUUUUGAUCCGGCUCUGGUCAAAAGAAUUACACUAUGUAUGGAAUAGUGAGCCAUUUGGCACUCUGCCUUAAGUAUUUUGAAAAAAAAUGUAUUCCAGUAUUAUUACACAAGCAACAUUUCAAGGAGCAGCAACUGAAAUUGUAUCAAUGCAAACCAUGUAUAUUAUCAGCAGAACCACAAUUGAACAGUGAUCCAUCACCAUGUGGAGUCACAGUUACUUGACAUAAUUUAAAAAGACAAGCAGCGCAAAUCUGCAUGUUCUGUGGCCGAGAAUCAGGUCAGGUCAAAGUUUCACUUUGCUAUUCCCACCUGUCCAGCUCUUAUUUUGACUAGUGUAGAUAUUGACUUGGCAGUUGUUUUGUUUGUUUAGAAGGCAAAACUGAUUUUUAUGCAGACCAUCAGAAGGUGCAUCUCUGUGCUGUGCUGACUGACAGACAUACCCACUCAGAGAGCCAGUAUAGAGAAAAACCUGCCUAACUCUCGACUGAGACCAACCCAGACCUCCAGCCAGGCCCCAGUGCACCUGUACAAAAGAAAAUGGCUUGUUGAAAUUAGAGAGAAUAUAUAUAAAUAAAUAUGGAUUAAACUAAGACAAAAAAGGAAAUAAAUAUAUUUUUAAGGUUAAGUAUUAAAGGCCUUACUUUGUUUUCUCUGCUUUGCUAAGACUGUUUUUUUUUUGUAAAGUCUGCCAAAUGGUGUGUGUAGCACUUUUGUUUGUGUUCAAGUUGGUAUAUGCUUAUGUUUUAGAGCACUGAAUACUUUGUAUUGUGUUAACUGUGCCAAUUAAAUACAUGUUGAAAAUAA
This is a messenger RNA of Oncorhynchus keta (chum salmon), 4970 nucleotides long. RefSeq names its product formin-binding protein 1-like. Gene Ontology annotation, biological process: signal transduction; endocytosis. Lineage: Eukaryota; Metazoa; Chordata; Actinopteri; Salmoniformes; Salmonidae. The record is from RefSeq and is a predicted model, not a curated record. Gene Ontology annotation, molecular function: protein binding. The coding region runs from base 79 to 2022 and encodes 647 amino acids. The transcript has 18 exons.